CAAGGGACUAUGGGAAAUCUAUUGACGGCCAUCUUGAACGCUCAUGAUCGAAGGAGUGAAUAAUUGUCUACUUUCAUUCCUUUUUUUCUUAUUUUGAGAUGAUCAAAGCAAUUCUUGUAUUCAACAACCAUGGAAAACCACGGAUGACCAAAUUCUUUACUCAUUACUCUGAGGACAUGCAGCAUCAGAUCAUUAGAGAGACAUUUCACAUAGUCUCUAGGAGAGAUGAUAAUGUUUGCAAUUUCUUAGAAGGAGGAACGUUGAUUGGUGGUUCUGACUUCAAGAUUAUUUACCGACAUUAUGCUACUCUUUACUUUGUUUUCUGUGUGGACUCCUCUGAGAGUGAGUUAGGAAUUCUUGAUCUUAUUCAGGUAUUUGUGGAAACUUUAGACAAGUGUUUUGAAAAUGUUUGUGAGCUGGAUCUCAUAUUUCAUAUGGACAAGGUUCACUAUAUUUUACAAGAAAUUGUGAUGGGAGGCAUGGUGUUAGAAACCAACAUGUCUGAAAUAUUGACUCACAUUGAAGCACAGAAUAAACUAGAAAAAUCAGAAGCCGGAAUAAGUGCCGCACCUCAGAGGGCCAUGUCUGCUGUCAGAAAUAUUANUCAAGAUGAAGCCUUCUUCUUUCUUACACGGAGUAGUAACUCGGUUCCAACCAAGGGACUAUGGGAAAUCUAUUGA
Messenger RNA from Orbicella faveolata, 680 nucleotides. RefSeq names its product AP-3 complex subunit sigma-1-like. Gene Ontology annotation, cellular component: AP-3 adaptor complex; membrane coat. Lineage: Eukaryota; Metazoa; Cnidaria; Anthozoa; Scleractinia; Merulinidae. The record is from RefSeq and is a predicted model, not a curated record. Gene Ontology annotation, biological process: Golgi to vacuole transport; intracellular protein transport.